UUGAGCUAAUCUAAGUUACACAAUGGUGAACAGAGACCUGAUCUGAGUUGAUUUUUGAAUGUAACUGAAACAAUAAAACACAAUAAUUUACUUGGAUGAUGGCAAAACUACGGGGAAGUGAGGAGUGCUGUUUGUAGAAAACAGUAUUCUGGAUACAAGUGGGGGCUGACGGCAGAGCUGCUUUAGGGAGUGCUAUUUGUAGGAAAACAGUAUUCUAACAGUUUCCCAGGUAAAUGCGGCGAAACUUAUGUAGCGUAUAGAAAUAGCAAAGGCUAAUCAAUAUAGAGUUGACAUUUUCCAAGUACUCCAAGUAAAUGGCUGAAGAGUUGCAGAGAUUUCUGUGACAAGGUGGGGUGGUUGAUAUCUCGGAAGCAACUAAAAGGUAUUAUGAAGAAUCAGCUCGUCCAGUAAUGAUUCAUUCUCAAUUAGGGGAUUCCUAUUUUCUUUCUUCAGAUCCAGAUUUGGCUGAAUCUCCUCCUCGGCGCCUGCCUCCUCGAAUCCAUGUGAAUCAAAGCACUAAUCAUGCAUCUUCUUCAUCUGAGAACAUUGCAAUGUCCAGGGAUGGCCAUGAUCUUAAGUAUACUGCCACAACAUCUACCCCUUUGAAGCCUGUAGAAAAUCUAAAUAUUUUUUCAUUAGGAUUACCUAUCCUGAAUACAGGACUGUCGGAUGAUGAUUUGCGGGAAUCAGCUUAUGAAAUAAUGCUUGCAUCCAUAGUAUUUUCUGGGGUUCAAGUAUAUACUGUCCAGGAUAGAAAGAAAGAGAAAAGUUCAAAAUUUCUUUCAGGAUUUAAGGGUAAAAUGGAUAAAGCACAUUUACAAUCUCAGUCUCUAGGGAGACAUUCAGAGCUCAUUGACACCAUCCGAGUUCAAAUGCAGAUUUCAGAGGUAAUGGAUCUAUGCAUGAGACAAAAGUUGAUGCAGUUUGCUACAAGGAAACUGUGUGACCGAAUUGAUAUUCCUCAAAUCUCGUUGGGGCUGUUAAAUAGCAUUUUCAAGUCUGAUUUUGUCCAUGAAAAGUCAUAUAUGCAAUGGAAGUAUAGACAGGCAAAUAUCUUAGAAGAAGUUCUCUAUUUUUUUGUCAAUCUUAAAACAGCUGAGCGUCUAACCAUUAAAAGUUCUCUCGCAAAGAUCAGGAACACAAAGGAAUGGGAUUUUAUAAUGCCCCCUUCUGAGCGUGCUGAGGUUCUACUAGCUAUGAAAGAGGUUGCUUCAAAAUUAGCAUCUGUGCCAGGACAAUUUGGCAUACAUGAUGAGACUUGUUAUUGGACUGCUGGUUAUCACUUAAACAUUAGGAUUUAUGAGAAGUUGCUCUUUGGUAUGUUUGACGUGCUUGACGAAGGGCAGCUCAUAGAGGAAGCUGAUGAAAUCCUGAUGCUCAUCAAGUUGACCUGGUCUACUCUAGGCAUCAAUCAGAGAAUGCAUAAUGUAUUAUAUGGCUGGGUGCUUUUUCAACAGUUUGUUGGGACAGAUGAAGCAACAUUACUAGAGUAUGCAAUCCUUGAGGUACAACAAGUCCUGUCAACUGAGGAUAUUGAUGGGAAGGAAGAGCAAUAUAUGAAUAGCUUAGUAUGUUCCAGGGUUUUCAAUGGCAAAGAAAAAAAAUUAAGUCUGGUGGAGGCUAUUUUUUUCUCGAUGAGCAUCUGGUGUGACAGUAAACUGUUGGAUUAUCAUCUACAUUUUAGUAAGAAACUCAACAACUUUAAAACAGUUAUGACCUUGGCAUUAGCAGUUGGUUUUAUCACUUCUAGAGAAGGUGGUGAAAUCAAGUUAACAAAAACUAAUGGUUUGGACGAGAUUGCUGCUAAAAAACUUAAAACUUAUAUUCAAAAAUCCAUUGAAGCUGCAUACAGCCGGGUAGCAGCUACCAUGGAUCUUGAAUCUAAAUUAGAAAGAACACAUCCCUUGGCUCUGCUUGCAAAUGAACUAAGAUUGAUUGCAAAUAGAGAGUUAACUGUAUUUUGCCCCAUCCUACGUCAUUGGUGUCCAGAAGCUGGGAUGAUAUCAGCGAUGCUGCUAAACCAACUUUAUGGGGAGAGACUGAAACCAUUCCUCAAAGGAGUAAUGAAUCUUUCUGAAGAUGUCAAAUUAGUGCUUCCUGCAGCUGAUAUGUUAGAUCAUGACCUGACUCAACUAUAUUCUUCUGCAUGCAAGGACCAUGGGUCAUUUCAUCCUUUUGACCAAGAUUUUGAUCAUUAUGAGGUUGGGGAAAUUUCUAGACCUAUUAUUCUUGAUUGGGUGAUUGCUCAACAUGGGCGCAUCUUGGAAUGGACUGGACGUGCUUUUGAUCUUGAGGAUUGGGAACCUUUAUCAUCUCAGCAAAGACAGGCAGUAUCUGUAGUUGAAGUGUUUAGAAUUGUAGAGGAGACCGUGGAUCAAUUCUUUGGGUUGAAUCUUCCAAUGGAUAUCACACAUUUACAAGCUCUACUAUCUGUUAUUUUCCAUAGCCUGGAUACAUACUUGCAGAAAGUAAUCAGCGAGUCAGUUGAGAAGAGCUAUUUAUUCCCUCCUGCUCCUUCUUUGACUCGUUAUAAGGAGAUGGUUAUUCCAAUAGCCAAGAAAAAGUUGGUCGAGUCUACACCCUUGGAUGAGAAAGUGAACAAUAAGUUGAAUGAAUUGACAAUAUCCAAACUGUGUGUCAGAUUGAACACUCUUCAAUAUAUUCAGAAACAAAUGCGUACCCUAGAAGAUGGCAUUCGGAAAUCUUGGGCACUUGUCAGACCAUCUGCUAAUCAAAGAUGGACCAAAGAGGAAUCUCUAGAAAAUUUGGAGGAGAGUUCAAUGAUGUCUAGUGAAUCAAUUGAUGAACUAUUUGCCACCACCUUUAACAUAAUCAGGGAUACUGCUACUGAUGCUAUCAACAAAAUUUGUGACUUCAUUGGUACCAAAGUUGUGUUUUGGGAUCUGAGAGACUCGUUCUUAUUUCGUUUAUACCGUGGUAAUGUUGAAGAUGCUCGCUUGGACAGUAUUCUUCCGCAUGUUGAUACUGUCCUUGAUCGAAUAUGUGAUUUGAUUGAUGAUGCUCUCAGAGACCUCGUGGUUUUAAGCAUUUGUCAGGCAGCAUUGGAAGCUUUUGUUUGGGUUUUGCUGGAUGGAGGACCUUCUCGGGCAUUUUCUGAUUCAGAUAUCCCGAUGAUGGAAGAUGACCUCAAUAUGUUGAAGGACUUAUUUGUGGCAGAUGGAGAAGGCCUUCCACGCUCAUUAGUUCAGAAGAAAGCAGAAUUUGCUGAACAAAUACUGAGCCUUUUUGCCCUUCAGACAGGAACAGUUAUCCAAAUGUUGAUGACGGCAAGUGAACACAUUUCAACAGGAUUAGAUUCUCGUAAACAUGGUCGCCUAUGCUUGGGAGACGCUCAAACCUUAGUACGAGUAUUAUGCCACAAGAAAGAUAGAGAGGCUUCGAAGUUCUUAAAAAGGCAAUAUCAGCUCCCCAUGUCUUCAGAAUAUGACGAUACUCCGUCAAAGGAUUCAACUUUGAGAAGUCCCCUUAUUUCAGAUCUCAUAAAGCGAAGCGCAUCAUUCCACUGGACGGAGAAGGGCCAGAGUAGCUUCAUAUCAUUAAAAAAGAAACUCCAAGAAGCAACUUCCGAAAUCAGAUGGUAAACACAUUUCCCUUAUUCUUCCGUGUUACAUGUUUGACACGGAGCUCUAAGUCAUUAUGGGCAUAUGGGAAAGGCUAUGGUUUGGCCCCCCUUCCAUUUUACGGUGUAAGGGCGUGCCCGUCAUAGCAUUUUAAGCGUUAAUAUAACGCAAACUCUAUAAAUCAGUAGUCCCCCGCGGCCUACCCACACCAAUCAUAGCAGAAGAGUGCCAUGGUCUGAUGGGCCCCUGCUGCCAUUACGUCUCAAAGUUUGCGGAUGACAAUCAUUUUGGAUAAAUAUGUACCUCCAGGUCUCUCCUGAUGUGUUCAGAAGAAAAUGUUGUGUGCUGAUUUGAUUUGUUGAUGGUCCCAAAAAGCUAGAGCCGUGUCAUCUAGAUUUUUAUCCUAUUCGAGCUUUGGAAAAUGAUAUGCUACCAAAUGGGUUUCAUAUCUAAACUUCAAGAUU
This is a messenger RNA of Vitis riparia (riverbank grape), 4045 nucleotides long. Its product is annotated as protein unc-13 homolog. The coding region runs from base 411 to 3602 and encodes 1063 amino acids. The transcript has 26 exons. The record is from RefSeq and is a predicted model, not a curated record. NCBI's taxonomy places the organism in Eukaryota, Viridiplantae, Streptophyta, Magnoliopsida, Vitales, Vitaceae.